AUGCUCUCCUGCCUCCUCAUUCAACGCGUCGCUGCACGCGUCCCUCUGCCGUCUCAUAAUGGUGCUGUGUUCGCUGGGGUGCUCCGUGCCGCGGUGAGCGCGCGCCAGCCCCUCGCUGUCCGGGCGUUCUCGUCGACUGUGCUGGUGUCCGAGCCUGCGAAGGCCACGUCGACUGGCGCCGACGCCGAAGAGGACGACGGGAAAGCCAAGGGGAAGGCUGCCCAGACCGGUGCUGGCAAGACCUCGGGGGCGAAACUCACGGCCGAGGAGAAGGCCAAGGCGAAGGAGGUGAAAGCAAAGGCGAAGGCGAAGGCGAAGGCGAAGGCGGACAGCGAGAGGGCGAGGAAGAAGGCCAAGGCCGCCCAAGCACGAGCGGCGCCGUUCGAGGAGAAGCUGGCGAAGACCAAGCUGGGCGUGAUCAAGGUCCCCAAGGAGUACUUGCCGCCGAAAGAACCGUCGUCCUCUUUCAUGGUGUUCCACAAAUCUCGGCUCACGGACGUCUCAAACCUUGGGAUGGCGGAGUAUGCGGCCCUGGCCAAGGAGAGUGGUCAAAAAUGGCGCAACAUGUCCGACUCAGAGAAGCAGCCGUACAAGGCAGCUGUGGAGGAAGCAAGAGCGAAGUAUGUCCAGAAGUACAGGGAGUGGAUGCUCAAAGCCGACCGGCGUCUCGUGAAGGCACUGCGGAAGCAGGCUCCGCACAAGUACAGUAUGCCGCGCGAGAUCAAGAAGGAGCUCUGGGUCGCCCCGAGCCGUAGCGGGUACUUGGUGUACAAGACCGAGCAUCAGGGUCUCCACAAGGAAUUCAUGGGCAAGAAGGAUUUCGCGUCGAUUGCACGGCAGGUCGCAGACCAGUGGAAUGCAUUGCCUGUGGAAGAGAAAGAGCGGUACAAAGAGCUCGCUCUCAAGCGGGCGUUGGAGAUCACUGCGGCGCGAAGCCAGACUGCAGCGCCUUAG
Molecule: messenger RNA, 954 nt
Organism: Epithele typhae
Lineage: Eukaryota; Fungi; Basidiomycota; Agaricomycetes; Polyporales; Epitheliaceae
Exons: 5
Coding region: 1-954 (317 amino acids)
Molecular function (GO): transcription cis-regulatory region binding
Source: RefSeq, a predicted model, not a curated record